AUGGACCUGCUGCUGGCCAAGGCCAAGCCUGUCAGCGAUGGGGAGCUGGAGGCUUUUCUCACUGCCCAAACCAAAAAACAAGGUGGCAUCACAUCAGAUCAGGCUGCAGUCAUUGCAAAAUUUUGGAAGAACCACCGCAUAAAGAUCCACGAGAGCCUGAUCAAUCAAAGCCGUUGGGAUAAUGUCUUGAGAAACAUGAACUGGCGAGUCGAUCUGAAGGCACAGUCAAGACGCAUCGAUCAGAUAAACACUCCUGUUGCAAUAGUUGAAAUGGAACUGGGAAAAAAUGGGCAGGAAUCGGAGUUUCUUUGUCUGGAGUUUGAUGAGGCCAAGGUGAGCCAGAUGCUGAAGAACCUCGCCGAAAUUGAGGAGAGCAUGACUUUGUUGACUCAGACCACUUAA
Messenger RNA from Opisthocomus hoazin, 402 nucleotides. The record is from RefSeq and is a predicted model, not a curated record. Lineage: Eukaryota; Metazoa; Chordata; Aves; Opisthocomiformes; Opisthocomidae.